UCCAUAUACUCGACAAUAUCCGCGUUCGACUGCAUGUUCGGUCUGUUCAAUGCAUAAAGCUGAUCAGAAUACUUCUUAAGCAUCGCCUUGACACGCGACUGCACAAGGAUGUGUUGUUCCUCGGCAUAUGUCCGCCAAGAAGCAGCCAGCCCUUGGUAUUCGUAUGGAUCUCUGUAGAUCAGAUCACCUUCGGCGUCUUCCAAGUUACCGACAUCUUCCAUAUAAUCAGUCUCCACUUCCUCGCUAUAGCCAGUUAGUGGCGACGCGGUCUACUUGGUCGACAAGGACACGCUUGACGUCAUCGUCCAAGAAGUAUUUCCACGUCACGACGUGGAACUUCAAUGCUUUCAGCGCUUCAGCCCAUUUCUCCUCUGCAAUAUAUUUUUGGAGUUUCGCCUUGCUAUCGUAUGACAAGUUGAGCCCCGAGAACCAAUUCUGCUUGAUCCUUGAGUUCAUCUUCUCGUCAAGCAAGAACAUCUCAUCCUCAUGCACCUUGUUGGCCGGCGUCGCUCUUCGGCUCGGUGUAGUACCUGGCACCUGGGUUUGCUUUGCUGACAUCGUUUCGGUCGAUAUUGGCUAGGUUUGAAUAGCCUUGUGCCAAUCUGUUCAUGAAGUUGGGGAACAUCUGGUUCUCAAGUACAUGCUCCGCUGUGAUUGAAUCUGGUCAGCACAAUGACUCUACAGGGAGAAGUUCGAGACUGGAGCAAAAGUCUGGCU
Aureobasidium subglaciale EXF-2481 is the source of this 717-nucleotide messenger RNA. RefSeq lists its product as uncharacterized. The coding region runs from base 128 to 580 and encodes 150 amino acids. The transcript is spliced from 3 exons. The record is from RefSeq and is a predicted model, not a curated record. NCBI's taxonomy places the organism in Eukaryota, Fungi, Ascomycota, Dothideomycetes, Dothideales, Saccotheciaceae.